UGGGUAAAAAGCCCCCGGGAUCUGUCGAGAUCGAGAGACGUGGGGCAGAUCGCUGUCCAUCGUCCCUUGUGUUUUUCCCGUGUGAGGGAAGGAGAGAAAUCUGAGGAGGGCAAGAAAAUGUGGUGGAUGAUGAGCGAGACUGGUGGGCAUUACUGCAACAAGAAGAGCGAUGAUAUUUGCGCCGACAUCUGUGGCCAGGACUCAGAUCGAGCUUUGAGCUUGUCGAGACUGCGUUGCAUGCUGCGAGGCUUGGAUUUGAAGACGCUCUUGCUGCUGUUCAUUCUUAUCCCGACAUGUAUUCUCGGUAUCUAUAUACAUGGGCAGAAGAUUUCGUACUUCCUGCGGCCGUUAUGGGAGUCGCCGCCCAAACCGUUCAACGACAUACCGCAUUACUACCACGAGAACGUGUCCAUGGAGAACCUCUGCAAGCUCCACGGUUGGGGGAUUCGGGAGUUCCCGAGACGCGUCUAUGAUGCUGUGUUGUUCAGCAAUGAGCUGGACCUCCUCACUAUUAGGUGGAAAGAGCUGUACCCUUAUAUAACACAGUUUGUUCUCCUCGAAUCGAAUUCAACCUUCACUGGAUUCCCAAAACCUCUGGUUUUUUCCGCCAACAAAGAUCAGUUCAAAUUUGUGGAGCCUCGAUUGACUUACGGUAAUAUCGCAGGGAGAUUUAAGAAGGGGGAGAACCCAUUCGUCGAGGAAGCUUAUCAAAGAGUCAUGUUGGAUCGGCUCCUUAAGCUUGCUGGCAUAACUGAUGAUGAUUUGUUGAUAAUGUCGGACGUGGAUGAGAUUCCGAGCAGACACACUAUCAAUCUCUUGCGGUGGUGCGAUGAGAUCCCGCCUAUUCUGCAUCUUCGGCUUAAGAAUUAUCUCUAUUCGUUCGAAUUCCUAGUUGAUAAUAAUAGCUGGAGAGCGUCGGUGCAUAGGUAUCAAUCUGGCAAGACGAAAUAUGCGCACUAUCGUCAGACGGAUGACAUCUUGGCAGAUGCUGGGUGGCAUUGCAGCUUUUGCUUCCGCCACAUCUCCGAGUUCAUAUUCAAGAUGAAGGCCUACAGCCACUUCGAUAGAGUGAGGUUCCCCCACUUUUUGAACCCGAAGAGAGUUCAGAGAGUGAUAUGCAAGGGGGCUGAUCUUUUCGAUAUGCUUCCAGAGGAGUACACGUUCAAGGAGAUCAUUGGGAAGAUGGGACCUGUUCCGCAUUCCUUCUCGGCCGUUCACCUUCCUUCAUAUCUCCUGGAAAAUGCCGACAAGUACAAAUUUCUUUUGCCGGGAAAUUGCCAGAGAGAAAGUGGCUGACAUUUUCAUACUGCGUGUGAGCUCUAUGAAGGCUUCAGGCACAGCUUUAUUGACUCCUCAUCAGGAGUUCACUGGACGAGUUCAUCGUCAUGGCAUGUCGCUGAUGUAGCUGCUCUGGAUGUCCAGCUGAGAUAUCAUUGUUCCGGGAUUUUUGAGACCAUCUUGGACAUUUAGGUGAGGCUUUGUACAUAAUCUUUUUCCGGAGUUGGAGGAGUAAUGGUUGCUGGGAGGAGGGCUUGUUAGCCAUGGUGGGAAUUGAUGAAACUUGUUGGCGAUUGUAUUUUUACUUAGGCGUUGGUAUCACAUGUUUUGCCUUGUAUACCAACUGAUAUUGCUUCUGUUUUGAGACAAAUUUAUGCGUAAAUGUCCGUCUUGACGAAUUUCAUUUGUACCAUCUGAUUGCCAUUAUUUAUCUAGUGUUCAUAGAGCUAACGCCAUUGCUUUC
Syzygium oleosum is the source of this 1741-nucleotide messenger RNA. RefSeq lists its product as uncharacterized. The record is from RefSeq and is a predicted model, not a curated record. Gene Ontology annotation, cellular component: membrane. The transcript has 2 exons. NCBI's taxonomy places the organism in Eukaryota, Viridiplantae, Streptophyta, Magnoliopsida, Myrtales, Myrtaceae. Gene Ontology annotation, molecular function: beta-1,4-mannosylglycoprotein 4-beta-N-acetylglucosaminyltransferase activity. Gene Ontology annotation, biological process: N-acetylglucosamine metabolic process; protein N-linked glycosylation. Bases 118 to 1296 code for a protein of 392 amino acids.